ACGAUUGCUAAGCAUGACAGCAAAGGUAGUUCUGCCAAGAAGGGCCGAUCCUGCUGAGCUCAAGGCCAUUUUUCUCAAGUAUGCCAGCAUUAGCAAGAAUGAUGAGCAGUACAUGUCCCCGGAGGACUUUGUGGCCCGCUUCCUCCAUGCGCACACAGACACCCGCCUGUCCAGAGAGGCCACGACUCUACUGGCGGGGGUGGUGGACCAGACAAAGAAUGGGUUGAUUUCGUUUCCGGAGUUCUUGGCCUUCGAGUCGGUGCUCUGUGCUCCCGAUGCCCUCUUCAUGGUCGCCUUCCAGCUGUUUGACAAAACUGGCAACGGCGUGGCCACUUUCGAGGACGUGAAGCAAGUGUUCAGCCAGACCAGCAUCCACCAGCACAUCCCCUUCAACUGGAACUCUGAGUUUGUGCAGCUGCACUUUGGCAGGGAGCGCAAGAAGCACCUGAGCUACGGAGAGUUCACCCAGUUCUUGCUGGAGAUGCAGCUGGAGCAUGCCAGGCAGGCGUUUGUGCAGCGGGACAAGGGCUGCAGUGGCACCAUCACGGCGCUGGACUUCAGGGACAUCAUGGUCACCAUCCGCCCGCACAUGCUCACUCCCUUCGUGGAGGAGUGCCUGGUGGCGGUGGCUGGCGGUAGCACGUCUCAUCAGGUCAGCUUCUCCUACUUCAACGGCUUCAACUCGCUGCUCAACAACAUGGAGCUCAUCAAGAAGAUCUACACCACUCUGGCUGGACACCACCGCGAAGUGGAGGUCACCAAAGAGGAGUUCAUCAUCGCUGCCCAGAAGUUCGGGCAGGUGACGCCCAUGGAGGUGGACAUCCUGUUCCAGCUGGCCGACCUGGUCGAACCGCGGGGACGUGUCGGAUUGGCAGACAUCGACAAGAUCGCGCCCUUGGAGGAAGGGGCCCUGCCAUAUAAUUUAGCAGAAGUCCAGCGGCAGCAGACGGGUGGUGGCUCUCGGCCCGUCUUGGUCCAGGUGGCCGAGUCGGCGUACCGCUUCAUGCUGGGCUCCGUGGCCGGAGCGGUGGGCGCCACGGCCGUCUACCCCAUCGACCUGGUGAAGACGCGCAUGCAGAACCAGCGCAGCACGGGCUCCUUCGUGGGCGAGCUCAUGUACAAGAACAGCUUCGACUGCUUCAAGAAGGUGGUGCGCUACGAGGGCUUCUUCGGCCUGUACCGAGGUUUGCUGCCGCAGCUUCUGGGUGUGGCGCCCGAGAAAGCCAUAAAGCUUACAGUGAAUGACUUUGUCCGUGGGAAGACGAUGCUGAAGGACGGCACGGUCCCCUUACCUUUUGAGAUUCUGGGAGGAGCAUGUGCCGGAGGAUCCCAGGUGAUCUUCACCAACCCCCUGGAGAUCGUGAAGAUCCGUCUGCAGGUGGCGGGAGAGAUCACCACGGGCCCGCGGGUCAGUGCACUCUCGGUCAUCCGAGACCUCGGCUUCUUCGGCCUCUACAAGGGCGCUAAGGCCUGCUUCCUGCGUGACAUCCCCUUCUCGGCCAUCUACUUCCCGUGCUACGCUCACACCAAGGCCUCGUUCGCCGACGAGGACGGCCGCGUGGGGCCCGGCAGGAUGCUGCUCGCCGGGGCACUGGCGGGCAUGCCCGCCGCAUCCCUGGUGACCCCGGCUGAUGUUAUCAAGACCCGACUACAAGUGGCAGCCCGCGCGGGCCAGACCACUUACACUGGAGUCAUUGACUGCUUCUGGAAGAUUCUACAUGAAGAGGGCCCUCGGGCCCUCUGGAAAGGAGCCACAGCUCGAGUGUUCCGAUCCUCGCCCCAGUUCGGAGUCACACUGGUGACCUACGAGCUCCUGCAGCGCUGGCUCUACGUUGAUUUUGGGGGACAAAAGCCGCCUGGCUUGGAGCCUCCUCCCAAGUCUCGCAUCAGCCUGCCGGCGCCCAAUCCCGACCACAUUGGUGGUUUCAGGUUGGCCGUGGCCACGUUCGCUGGCAUCGAGAGCAAGUUCGGGCUGCAUCUGCCACGCUUCAGUGUGCCCGUCCCCCCGGACUUCGCCUCCUGCGGGCACCCCUGAAGCGCCACAGGCCUGCCUGUAGGGGGCGACACUGGGCACUCCAGGCCCUCCAUCACAACCCCCCCCCCCCACACACACACACACACAAAAAAAAAACCUUUCUGCCCGUCUCUCUUUGCCAGGGACAGCGUCACGCUAAACCAUCAUUUUACACGCCGCUGUACUUAGAGCAACAAAAAAAAAAAAAAGAAAGAAAAGGAGAAUCAUAGCUUUCUGAAAGUCAAAACAAAAAGGGAUGUGUGCUCUCAAAAGAACAUUCUAGACAUUUCUGAUCUUAUGCUUCCAACCAUAAGACUGUUUUUAAGACUGUUUCCUCCAGCCCAAAGAAAUCCCAAAGGGCAUUUAUAUAGUUGUUCCAGUAGGAUUCUCUCCUCAGUGCUUAUUAUGGAGAUCCUAAGAUGUAUACUUUUAAGAGUUGUAUGUUAUUGUGGAAUAAUAGAAAUGGUUAUAGGAUUUAAAUAUUAAUCAUAUGUAUUUUUGUAUGUCAGUGAACAGAUUAUUUUUGCAUCACUGGCAGUGACAACUACUACAUGGCCCACAAUUUAUCUGGUUAUCAUUGAUGGACUAUAUGUCGAUUAUCUCACCGUAAACAGUGAACGAGCCUAUAUCAAUAGGCCCCAUUGGAACACAAAAAAUAUAUAUUUUAAUGGAAUAAGAGACUCCAUGAGUUUACAAAUAGCUUAAGUAUAUCAGGAUAUUGAUAUCAGAUUGAAGAGAUGUAUUUUUGUAAGGUUAGUCGAGAACCUGACCUUUAAUGUUUACUUGUUGUUGUAUGCCCCUGACACUUUGAGACUACCUAGCAAUAGAAGCACUUACUUAGCCCACUGCCGAUGGAAUGUGUUAGAAACAUGGUAAGCACACUAGCAAUAGAAACGUACUGUAGAACUGUGAAGACAAAACAGACAAACAAAACAGCACUUGAAUGUCAUGUCGUUUUCAGUGUCCACCGAGCUCUCGUGCAGACGGCGUGAGGGUGUGACUGAAACCGUCACCGUUUCUGUAGGGUCACACACAUGGUGUCUCUGAAGCAGCACUAAAGUGUAACACUAUGGUCUGGUGCCCUCAGCUUUUUGGAGUGAACAUGAUAGAUGGAUGUAAAUUGUAGAAUGUACAUAGUGUGUAAGGAGUUUGUGCCUUACUGUAAGUAUGGCAGCAAUAUAUGUAUAUGUACUGUAUGUAUUCAUGCA
This is a messenger RNA of Sardina pilchardus (European sardine), 3222 nucleotides long. Its product is annotated as electrogenic aspartate/glutamate antiporter SLC25A13, mitochondrial. The transcript has 18 exons. Lineage: Eukaryota; Metazoa; Chordata; Actinopteri; Clupeiformes; Clupeidae. The record is from RefSeq and is a predicted model, not a curated record. Gene Ontology annotation, biological process: L-glutamate transmembrane transport; malate-aspartate shuttle; aspartate transmembrane transport. Gene Ontology annotation, molecular function: L-aspartate transmembrane transporter activity; L-glutamate transmembrane transporter activity; calcium ion binding. The coding region runs from base 14 to 2035 and encodes 673 amino acids.